Molecule: messenger RNA, 1158 nt
Organism: Aspergillus pseudotamarii
Lineage: Eukaryota; Fungi; Ascomycota; Eurotiomycetes; Eurotiales; Aspergillaceae
Product: FMN-dependent dehydrogenase
Exons: 3
Coding region: 1-1158 (385 amino acids)
Molecular function (GO): oxidoreductase activity; FMN binding
Source: RefSeq, a predicted model, not a curated record
AUGCGCUCCACAUUCCUUCUGCUGCCAUUUCUUCCCGCAGCUCUUGCGGCUCGACCUUUCCUCAAUGAGGCGGACACUGGCAUCGAAGAUGUCCUCGGUGACACCCCGGCCGGCACCCUUCCGGACCUAGAACAGAUCAUCGGCCUUCCUGAUUUCGAAUGGGCAGCCAGGCGCUACAUGAACGCUUCGUCAUACACAUACUAUCGCAAUGGUGCAGCUGGCGAAUGGUCCUACAGAAACAACUUGGAAGCCUAUGGGCGGUUCCGCUUCAAGCCACGCAUGAUGGUCGAUGUCACCAACAUCGAAUCCACCCUGCCGACAACGAUCUUGGGUCACAACUUCUCUGCCCCCUUCUACAUUAGCCCUUGUGCUCGCGGAGGCCUUGCUCAUCCUGAGGCCGAGAAGAAUUUCGUAAAAGCCGCGUAUGAAGAGGAUAUUUUGUAUAUCCCGUCGCUCUAUGCAUCUCUCUCCGUCGAUGAGAUCGCCUCUGCGAAGCCCUCUAAUGGCUCCCAGGUUAUCUUCCAGCAGGUGUAUCUCACGAAUAAUAACACCGAGACGAAACAGCUCUUCAAGCAUGUGGAGCAACUGGGUAGCAAGGCGAUCGUGUUCACGGUCGACUCGGCAGCAGACGGAAACCGUCAUCGCGCCGCGCGCUAUGGUGUCGGGUCAGCCGACAGCGACUACUCCUACAUCACCUGGGACUAUUACAAGAAGCUUCAGAAUAUGACCUCGCUGCCUGUCGUCCUGAAGGGUAUUCAGACCGUCGAGGAUGUUAAGCUGGCCGUUGCACACGGCGCCCCGGCUGUUAUUCUUUCCAACCACGGUGGACGUCAGCUGGACAGUAGCCCAUCCCCUCUUGAAAUCGCUCUUGAAAUUCACCAGGAGGCUCCCGAGCUCUUUGAACAGAUCGAAAUCUAUGCAGAUGGGGGUGUUCGCUACGGGGCGGACGUUCUGAAACUGCUUGCCCUUGGUGUCCGGGCUGUCGGCCUCGGUCGCCCCUUCAUGUUUGCUAACACUUAUGGUGUUGAGGGAGUCAAGCACGCGAUUCAACUUCUCAAGCAUGAGAUCGCCAUUGAUGCUGGUAAUCUUGGCGUGGGUGAUUUGAAGAAGAUUGAUGCUUCCUAUGUCAAAUGGACAAAUAAUGGCUGGUAUAGCUAA